Molecule: messenger RNA, 2272 nt
Organism: Python bivittatus (Burmese python)
Lineage: Eukaryota; Metazoa; Chordata; Lepidosauria; Squamata; Pythonidae
Source: RefSeq, a predicted model, not a curated record
AUGGAGGCUGGCGGUGGUGGUGGAGCUGCAAGAAGGCAGACUCCUUUCUCAAUUGCAGGUAGUGCCUGGAGACCAGCAGAGAGCUGUGUGGUGUUAACCUCAGUCAGCAUGUACCGGAAGCUGCAGGCCCCUCAACCCCAGGCUCCGCUAAGCCUGGAUCCUGAAGACAAAAUGAGCAAAGGGGCUGAUAGGUGGGCGGAGGCCGGAUCCCCAACUGAAGCUGCUCCCCACCAGCUGGGCUUCUUGCCCAUGAGCGGACGGCUCCUGAAAUCCGAAUCGGAAGACUCUGGCGUGGAGAUGGCCAGCAACGAUCACUCCCCUUCGACCCCGAUAGGAUCCGAAAAGAGCUUUUCUUUGGACUGCCUAGAUGGCCUCCAGCUGACAGUAGAAGAUGAUCCUUGUCCAGCCCCUCGGGAGGAUUGCCCAAAAGAACACAGGCCAGAGGAACCGGUGCCCGCUCAAGAUCGUGCCUACCGACGGAAUCUCUCCGUCAGCAAGAAGCUUGCCCAGGUGGUCCAGCGCUCCCAGAAGCACCGCUUGCCUGUCCGUUCACCCAGGCAGCUGACCCAGAGACCUCGGAGCUUGGUAGAUUUGGAGGGGUUGAAGUCCUGCUACCCACACCGGCCAGCGAGUGUGGACGGGGGUCCGGAUGCUGCUUCUGGAGGACAUAGAGCCGUCUCGGGCUGCAGCACCCCUGAGGAGCAGAAAAUAGAAGAAGAGGCACAGCAGCCAACCUCCCUUCCCAUGCCGGGACAAGGUCUGCGCUACCUGGAGCACAUCUGCCAAAUGCUGGAGAAAAUCGCCCAGCUGCAGAGAGCCAACAUGCAGCUCCACCAUCAGCGUCAAGUACUGGAGUGCCGGAUCCGGGCGCAGGAACUGGAGAAUGAGGGUUUUUCUGAAGACGUUCCAGAGGACUCCAAGCUGCCUCAAAUGGAUCCCCAGCCUGGCGAUCCAGCAGCCAUGGAGAUUGAAAAAGAGGAAGGAGAACAUUCCAGUUUGCUGGACUCCUGGCACCCUCACCUCUUCCGGACCCACUCUGCUUCAGACACACGCAUGUUGCGGAAACAAACCUGUAAUCUGGGGAGCAAGAUUGAUCGCUCUAGCAAGAUACCAGCUCACGCUGCCAGCUCGCCCAGCCUACUGGAUCAGCUAGAUGGCAACUCUCAUACUUUGCCACCAGGGAUAAAGCUUAAGAAUGACCACUCCCACUGGGGUAAAGUCAAGGUGUUGAUCAACAGAAUUACAAGGAAGUCUGCACAGACCAAUGAACUGACCCCAUCUAGUGACACAGCAUCCAACAGCAGGCACUGUCGAGCAGACAUUGUAUUAGACAAAGAAGGAUCCUAUCCAAGGCGGCAUUUUCUGCCCACUCUGGUGGCAAAAAAACAGCGACCGAAACAUCUUUCCAUGGGGUGAACUUCGAGUUCUCUUGGAGACAUGGCAGAUUUGCAAGUCCUGAUUUGACACUGUUGUGCCAAUAACUGUCUGUCCCUUCCUCACAAGCUUGUCUGAAUCCACCAGCUUCACCACCUGCUUCACUAAUAGUCAUGGAAUUUGAAUACUCUUCAGCAGAAGAUCGAUGAGGAGCAAGAGAUAUUCAGAGAAGAACUGAGACACAUGAGACCUGUUUUUGUUUUCUUUGAAUUGAAAUGAAAUGAAGGGUCUUGGGAUUCUUCCUAGCAAGGUUUCACAUUGCAUAGGGACCAAUGCAGUAAUGCAAACAAUCAUUCAAAAUGGCUUGGCAACUGUGGUUGUUAUACUGGCUUGCUAAUGACCAGAGUUUGUUUCAAUGUGCACAUUAGCAUAGCUGAAUCUUGAAUUGCAGUUCACUUUUUGAGAGAAACUACCAGUAUUAGCUUAGCACAGGGUUUUCAUUGCAGUCCUCACCAGUUUCAUUUUUAAACACACGGUUUGGAGCUGAUCCUCUGGAGAAAACUGGUUUUAGUGCACUGUGUUUGGGGCUGGUCCUCUGGAGAAAACUGGUUUUAUGCUGUACCGGGCACCUAAUCUCCAAAGUAUAAUUCACUUGGCACCCUGCUACUGUGUGUCUCUCCAUAAUGGCUUUUCUCUUGAGAUUUGAGGUUACUGCUUGGCUGGUUGUUUAGGGCUGUUGAUAUGAAAUAACUCGGUGUUUUGCAGACAGAGAAGAUGGCGUGAAGAGAAUGCUUCAUCUUCUGUCACCUCACGUAUCAGGAAAUCCCUGCAUUGCAGAAUGUGAAAUGACUUAUUAGUCUCCUCUGCCUUUUUUUAAUUAAACAAAUCUGACAUCCUC